AUGGCUGUGGACGCAGAAAAGAAUCUGGCGCAGGCCGAUUCUCCAGAAAUACCAAGCUCGCCUUCAACUGAUGAAUCAAAUGAACCGGUUGUCACUUUAAAGACAUGGAUUGUCUCUUCGAUUCUUUCUUGUGGUUAUGGCCUUUCUUUCUGGCCUGUCCCUGUCGUGUCGGCAAUUGGCUCCAUGAUCUCCGCUGAUAUGGGCGAUCCAACUGGAUAUAUCUGGUUUGUUCCAGCCUGGACUAUCUCAAUCACCUGUGCUUUCUUGAUCUUUGGCCCAAACACCGAUUUGUUAGGUCGACGUUGGUUCCUGGUUUUGGGUAAUCUGGUAUGCUUCAUCGGUCAUAUUGUGGUGGCAUCAGCCAAAAGCACCAACCAAGUCAUUGCCGGACUCGUUAUAUCCGGCUUUGGCGGUGCAAACUGUCAGAUGGCUGCAUUCGCCCUACCAGAACUCCUCCCCAAUAAAUGGCGACACAUCGGAGUCGUCAUCGCCGAUUUCACAGUCUACAUAGCCGUCAUCGUCGCACCGGUAACAGCCCGCUACGGCUACGAGCUCGGAACCUGGGCCUGGAACUUCUGGGGCGUCGCAAUCUUCCAAGGUCUAUCAUUCUUCGGCCUAUUAUUCCUCUACCACCCACCCAAGCACCCCCUCGGAAUCCCAUACAAAGAGGCUUUCAAAUCCAUUGAUUACCUCGGCGCCUUCCUCUUCAUCGGCGGCGCAGUCCCCUUCCUAAUGGGUAUUGUCUGGGCAGGCGUGUACGGUUCAAACGACGCCCACGUCGUCGCUCCACUAGUCGUCGGUGCAGUCGUACUAGUCUGCUUUGCACUUUGGGAAUCCUUCGGCAAAUUGAAAUACCCCCUGACACCAAGCUAUGUCUUCACCAGUUCAUGGGGCCGCGACUUCACAGCGCCUGUCAUUGCGCUCGGCGUCGUCAAUAUGUUCUAUUACUCGUCCAGCAUUCUGUGGCCGCAGAUGAUCACGGUAUUCUAUACCAACGGCGGUGCGGACUGGAAGUAUUCUGUCAUUCUGUCGUUGCCGCAGGGCUUUGCUAUUUUCUUCGGUGCUAUGCUGCUCACUUGCUUUGGUAGUAAGCUACGACAUUGGCAUUGGCAACUUACUGGGUCGGUGUUUGUUAUGGUUGUUUUUGGCUCGUUGCUUGGGAUUGUUACGCCGACUAAUAAGGGGACUAUGAUUGCUUUUGUCUUUCUUUCUCAGGCUGGGUUUGGCUGGGCUCUUUAUUUGAGUAUUGCUAUUACGCAGAUGGGUGUUGAGCAUAAGAAUCUCGGUGUUAGUGGUGGUAUCUCUGGGUGCAUUCGAUUUGCUGCUGGUGCUGUUGCGACUUCGAUCUACCAGACUGUCUUCAGUAACACAUUGGCCAAAUAUACUGCUAUAUACGUCCCUUCUGCCGCCGUCUCUGCGGGACUCCCCGAGUCCAAAGUCACGGAUUUAAUGGCUGUGGUAUCUAAAGGCGCUGCUGCAAUGAAAUCAUAUAGCCCUACCGUGGUGGCAGCAGCGGAGGCGGCUCUCGCUCAAGCCUACUGCAAAGCGAUCUUUGUGGUGGCUAUGGUAUCUAUGGCCUUCGGCAUCUUGGGUAUUGCCGCUUGUCUUUGCUGCAAGGAUGUCGAUUCAAAGAUGACCAACAAGAUCGAGGUAUACCUUGAGAAUACGGAUCUCGCGGACAGGAACAAGUACCAUUAG
Molecule: messenger RNA, 1698 nt
Organism: Penicillium griseofulvum
Lineage: Eukaryota; Fungi; Ascomycota; Eurotiomycetes; Eurotiales; Aspergillaceae
Product: Major facilitator superfamily domain, general substrate transporter
Exons: 10
Coding region: 1-1698 (565 amino acids)
Biological process (GO): transmembrane transport
Molecular function (GO): transmembrane transporter activity
Source: RefSeq, a predicted model, not a curated record